Messenger RNA from Wallemia ichthyophaga EXF-994, 1401 nucleotides. RefSeq lists its product as uncharacterized. Gene Ontology annotation, molecular function: metalloendopeptidase activity; metal ion binding. The transcript is spliced from 3 exons. Gene Ontology annotation, cellular component: mitochondrion. The record is from RefSeq and is a predicted model, not a curated record. Bases 1 to 1401 code for a protein of 466 amino acids. NCBI's taxonomy places the organism in Eukaryota, Fungi, Basidiomycota, Wallemiomycetes, Wallemiales, Wallemiaceae.
AUGUUCAGCCGUGGUAUUUUAAAGUCUUGUAGGGGAUUAGCAGCUCAGCAAUCACGUAAAUACGCUAGCUCUAUUCCUCAACCAGCCACACAGGUCACUACAUUACCAAAUGGCCUCACUAUCGCCACUGAGCAAAAUGACACAAAAUCUGCCACAGUUGGCGUUUGGAUCGAUUCUGGCUCUAGAGGUGAAUCUAUAAAGAACAAUGGUACAGCUCACUUCUUGGAGCAUAUGGCUUUCAAGGGUACUAACCGCCGCUCUCAAUACGACCUCGAAUUGGAAGUUGAAUCUCUUGGUGCUCAUUUGAACGCAUACACUUCUCGUGAACAGACCGUUUAUUACGCAAAGUCUUUCUCCCACGAUGUCCCUAAAGCCGUUGACGUUUUGUCGGAUAUCCUUCAAAAUUCCAAGCUCGAUUCAAAAGCAAUUGAGCGUGAAAGAGACGUUAUUCUUCGUGAAGAGGAAGAAGUCAAUAAGCAAGUUGAAGAAGUCGUUUUCGAUCACCUUCACGCUGUUGCUUUCCAAGGCGAGCCACUUGGUCAAACUAUCCUUGGCCCUUCACAAAACAUUAAAUCACUUACCCGUGAUCAACUCAGUGAUUACAUUAAGAACAAUUAUCACGGUGAUAAGAUGGUUUUGGCUGGUGCAGGUGGUGUCUCACAUUCUCAACUCGUUGAAUUAGCCAACCAACACUUCGGUAACCUUUCCAGCUCUCCAAACCCUCUUCCACUUGGUACUAGACCUUCUGCUGAACACACAAAGUUCACCGGUUCUGAGGUUAGAAUUAGAGAUGAUAGCUCACCAACUUGCAAUCUCGCAAUUGCUGUUGAAGGUGUCAGUUGGUCUAGCCCUGAUUACUUCCCAAUGCUCGUCAUGCAAUCCAUCUUCGGUAACUGGGAUCGUAGCUUGGGUGCUUCUCCACUUCUUUCAAGCAAAUUAUCACACAUUAUCAGUGAAAACAAUCUAGCAAACAGCUACAUGUCAUUCUCUACUUCAUACAGCGACACUGGUUUAUGGGGUAUUUACUUAGUAUCUGAAAAUUUGAUGAACUUGGAUGACUUGGUUCACUUCACCCUCAAAGAAUGGCAAAGAAUGUCGAUUGCACCAACUGUUGCUGAAGUUGAACGCGCCAAAUCUCAACUCAAAGCUUCCUUAUUACUCGGAUUAGAUGGAUCAACUGCAGUAACUGAGGACAUUGGUAGACAAAUUGUCACCACAGGUAAGCGUAUGACCCCAACUGAAAUUGAAAACGCAAUCGCCGCUGUAACUCCAGAAGAGAUUAUUAGAGUCGCCAACAAGUACUUAUGGGACAAGGACAUUGCAAUUGCUGCGCACGGUCGCACUGAAGGCUUACUCGAUUACAACAGAAUUAGAGCAGACAUGUCUUCCAUGUUAUACUAA